AUGACUCAGUCUCCUGGAGCUGUAGCUGUUGUUCCAGGACAGACGGUUUCUCUCAGAUGUAAAGCCAGUACAUCUGUGAGUAAUGAUGUAGCCUGGUACCUUCAGAAACCUGGAGAAGCUCCUAAACUCCUGAUUUAUCAGGCUACAAACCGUCAGUCUGGAGUUCCUGAUCGUUUUAGUGGAUCUGGAUCUGGGACAGACUUUACUUUGACCAUCAAUGGAGUCCAGACUGAAGACGCAGGAGUUUAUCACUGUCAGCAGGAUCACAGCCGUCCGUUCACACAGUGA
This is a messenger RNA of Xyrichtys novacula (pearly razorfish), 288 nucleotides long. Lineage: Eukaryota; Metazoa; Chordata; Actinopteri; Labriformes; Labridae. The record is from the annotation of a GenBank genome assembly.